AUGGACGGGCGAAUGCGAUGCGCGGCGACGUGCUUUCCAGCCGGAAACACAUCAAUUUCGCCGACAACGUUGGAACGAAUGGGUGCUUUCGGCACGGUAGAACUCGAUCAUGAACCAGCCUCUGGGAAUGAGCAACGACAUAUUUCACGACCAACUGAACUAUGGCGACCACCAACCGUUCAAAGGGUGAUCUUGCCGGAAAUUAAUCAACAGCAAGAUCCACGGGCAUCGAUAACUACACAUGGUAGCAAUAAUAAACCGACAAUGUAUGCGCAUCAGCAGCAAACUUCGCCUCUUCUCAGGAAUACGAAUGCUCCAUCAACGUGGAAUGGUAGCACAACAAGUACGAGAAGAAAAUACAAUAAUUUGUCCGAUGUCGUCACAUUAUCCGGUAAUUCAGCUGAUUUGGCGCGAAAUCUCGGUGACUACAUUAACGAUAGAAUUCCGUAUGGUCUAAGCAUAGCCACACUUAUUAUCCUAUCGAUACUAGCAUUCGUACUAACGUUAAUAGGUGUCUUCAAUAUUCCAUUCUGCCGAGUACAGCCUAUGAUACCGAUAUGGCUUUCGAUCAGCGGAAUUCUAUUCAUCAUAAGCGCUACUCUUCGCAUUUAUCGCCUUAUUCCUACACCAAAUGAUCGAUCACGCAGUUUGUCGCUUGACUUGUGCUGCCGUGGCACAGAAGGGCUUUUCCUUGUGGUGAACGCGGUCUGGCUCACGCUUGGUUGCAUUUGGGUUUACGGUAGCAAACCUUACGUUCAUUUUGAGGAGCACAUGUUUGAGCAACAUUACUGCGAUUGGAUGCUUUACUGGACUGCAUUUUGGACGUGUACAAUAAGUUUGAUAAUGGUAUGCGUCGUCAUCGUUCUAUUAAUAUUCAUCAUGGUCAUGGUCUCGUCAAAGGAAGUGAGGGAAAACGAAAGGUGA
This is a messenger RNA of Necator americanus (New World hookworm), 924 nucleotides long. RefSeq lists its product as uncharacterized. Bases 1 to 924 code for a protein of 307 amino acids. The transcript has 8 exons. The record is from RefSeq and is a predicted model, not a curated record. NCBI's taxonomy places the organism in Eukaryota, Metazoa, Nematoda, Chromadorea, Rhabditida, Ancylostomatidae.